GGAGUGUACUUUGGUGGACAGUCCGUAAAAUCUUUCGAUUCUAUCCGUUUUCAUCCCUCGAGCAAUCCGAUAACCCUACUAGGAGAGAUGGCUGAUGUUCAGGACAUAAUGUCGUCGCUUCCGGACGAUAAGAUCGAUAUGAUUGCUGCCACGAGCGUCUUGCAGCAACAGGCCGGGGACAUUCGUCAAAACAAGCCGAACUGGUCGUCGUACAUGCAGUCGCAGAUGAUUUCGCAGGAGGAUUACUCUUGUGUCAGCUCGCUGGACAAGGACAAGAAGUACCUGCAGGACAAUCCAACACAGUGCGCCAAAACACUGCUGAACAUGCUGUCGCACGUGUCGAAGGAUCAGACAAUCCAGUACAUUCUGGUACUGAUCGACGAUCUCCUGCAGGAGGAUCGCUCGCGUGUGCAGAUCUUCCACGAUUACGCCAACAAGAAGAAGGAAAGCGUGUGGGCACCGUUCCUGAACCUGCUCAACCGUCAGGACGGUUUCAUCGUGAACAUGGCGUCCCGGGUCGUUGGCAAGUUGGCCUGCUGGGGUCAGGAGCAGAUGCCCAAAUCGGAUCUGCACUUCUAUCUGCAAUGGUUGAAGGAUCAGCUGACCGUCGCCGCUCAAAAAUUAUUGCAUGAAAUGGAGGAGGCAGAAAAGAAGAGACUGGCCGAGCCAGCUGCCUCCCAUGGCCACCACGGGCAUGGGCACCAUACCCAUCACGGAGAGGCGCAUCAUCACGCGAACAGCCACCAUCACCAGAUUGCGGAGCGUUACCGCGAAAUAUCCAGCGCAAUCGACGAUCCACGGACAGGUUCUUCCGGCGAAAAUCGCGAUCUUCAUGUGACGCUAACGAACAACGAAUACAUCCAAUCGGUUGGCCGUUGCCUGCAAAUGAUGCUGCGUGUGGAUGAGUAUCGUUUCGCUUUCGUCACCGUCGAUGGAAUCAGCACGCUGAUUAGCAUCCUUUCGUCCAGAGUGAACUUCCAGGUUCAAUACCAGCUGGUGUUUUGCCUGUGGGUGCUUACCUUCAACCCGCUGCUGGCGGAAAAGAUGAACAAGUUCAACGUGAUCCCCAUCUUGGCCGACAUCCUGAGCGACUGCGCCAAGGAGAAGGUGACGCGCAUCAUCCUCGCCGUGUUCCGCAACUUGAUCGAGAAGCCGGAAGAUUCGCAGGUCGCGAAGGAACACUGCAUCGCCAUGGUGCAGUGCAAGGUGAUGAAGCAGUUGACCAUCCUGGAGCAGCGCCGCUUCGAUGACGAGGACAUCACGGGUGAUGUCGAGUUCCUGACCGAGAAGCUGCAGAAUUCGGUGCAGGACUUGAGCUCGUUCGAUGAGUACGCCACCGAGGUGAAGAGCGCACGUCUGGAGUGGUCUCCGGUGCACAAGUCGGCCAAGUUCUGGCGUGAAAAUGCGCAGCGUUUGAACGAGAAGAACUACGAGCUAUUGCGCAUUCUUGUGCACCUGCUGGAGACCUCGAAGGACCCGCUGGUGCUGUCGGUGGCCAGCUACGACAUCGGAGAAUACGUCCGUCACUAUCCGCGAGGCAAGCACGUUAUUGAGCAACUGGGAGGAAAACAGCUGGUGAUGCAGCUGUUGGCUCACGAAGACCCGAACGUGCGCUACGAAGCGCUGCUUGCCGUGCAGAAACUGAUGGUCCACAACUGGGAGUACCUUGGCAAACAGCUGGAAAAGGAAACUGAGAAGACCCAGGGUACUGCGCCCAUCAGUGGCAAGGCCUAAAUUGAAAAAAAAAUCAUGUUCAGUAACUUACAAUCGGACAGCAGUGCACAGUGUAGCAAGGAUUUAAUGCAUUCCAUACUUGCGGAACGAUAAGCAAGCAUUAGCAGAAACAAACAAGUGUAGUCAAGAGGGCGAUAUGAAACAAUUCUGGUGGCACAAUAUUCAUUGCCACACUCCUGUAGUAGAUCCGUGUCCGUGUGUAAAUAAAGUAUUCGCUUCCGUGCGUCCCGUGGGUUUUGCGAUCAACAUCGAGUCCAUUAAAAGUGCGCGCAAGGACUAGAGCGUUUAAACGAUGUUGCUAGUUUUAUAACAUUUUAUUCCCCCAAAACUAUUUCUCUGAUGAAUUAUUAUUACUCAAAGUGUUUUGUUGUUAGCAUUCUAUUGUUUCUUCUUCUUUUAACCCAUCGGUGGAACGUUUCCACCCCGGUGGUAUAGUGUUAAGAUAAAUUUGUCAUUAAAAGUGCAACAUACAUAGAGCAAGUGCCGUCUGGGACGUCGUACUACGGAUAGAUGUGUAAUAACCGAAAGCCGAUCGAUCGUAAAUAAAACAUACCCCAAACGAUCCUCCAAACUCGCGUGUGAAACUAAA
Anopheles coustani is the source of this 2323-nucleotide messenger RNA. RefSeq names its product V-type proton ATPase subunit H (gene VhaSFD). Gene Ontology annotation, cellular component: vacuolar proton-transporting V-type ATPase, V1 domain; lysosomal membrane. The record is from RefSeq and is a predicted model, not a curated record. Gene Ontology annotation, biological process: proton transmembrane transport. Bases 88 to 1734 code for a protein of 548 amino acids. Gene Ontology annotation, molecular function: proton-transporting ATPase activity, rotational mechanism; protein binding. Lineage: Eukaryota; Metazoa; Arthropoda; Insecta; Diptera; Culicidae. The transcript is spliced from 8 exons.